Chanos chanos (milkfish) is the source of this 1359-nucleotide messenger RNA. RefSeq lists its product as uncharacterized. The record is from RefSeq and is a predicted model, not a curated record. Bases 1 to 1359 code for a protein of 452 amino acids. The transcript is spliced from 10 exons. Gene Ontology annotation, biological process: telomere capping; regulation of telomere maintenance via telomere lengthening. Gene Ontology annotation, molecular function: telomeric repeat DNA binding. Gene Ontology annotation, cellular component: shelterin complex. Lineage: Eukaryota; Metazoa; Chordata; Actinopteri; Gonorynchiformes; Chanidae.
AUGUAUCAGGUCGCUCAGCAACAGAAUUUAGAGCAUUUUGACAAACUAGAGGAGUUUGUCACUCAAGUUACAAAGGUGAUUCCAGAGCUUCUGAGUGCAAGGCAAAGGACAACGCUGAUUUUGGGCUUGAGGGCAAAGAUGAUUUUGGAGAUGUGCAAGGGUGAGAUACCGAUUGACCUAAAGACAGUCAAGGCCCAUCUAAGCGGGAUUCAGUCUUUAAACAUGUCGGAGUCUAGUGAUUCGGAGGUCAAUGCAUUACAAACCAACUUGAUGAAGCUUGUGAUGAGUCUUUUAGAAGAUCCCCUGAAAAAGGAACACUUUUAUCAGGAGGUGUUUCCGGUUGAGUAUGGUCUUGACUUUGACAAAGCACUACAGGUUCUGAUAGGCUACCUUCUCUCCAGACUGGAACAGCUGCUGCCUGUGCCAAACUUUAAACAGGCUGCGUAUUAUCUUAACGCUGCUCCCUCUGAGUGUAUGCAGACUGACUGUCAGCCUGAGCUGUUGCUGUCUUUGCUCAAAAGUAAUUACUGUGGAAACUUGGAUAAGAAUGAUCUCCCAUCAAUAGUAGUAGACAGAAUCAUCUCCUCCCUGUCUCUUCCUCCUGUGACUGAAGUGGUCAUCUCCAGUUUUGGAAACACUGAUGAGGAUCUUCGUUCCCUUCUCAGCUCUGAAGGCCCAGCCCAGGUCAGUUCGAAUUUGUGCCAAGAAGAAGAUCCAAAGUGCCAAAAGGUUGAAGAGGUGGAAUUCCAAAACUGUUUUGGAGAGGAAGAUGUGGAUAAAUUUGGGCAAGGAGUGGAAAAAAUUAGGUUGGCAACAAAAGAAACACAGAGUAGUGCUUGUUCUUCCCCUGAAGAUGAUGGAGAACCAACCUAUGAAGCAGUGAACGACGCAGCUACCUCACCUGUGGCCACAAAGAUCACCCUACCUUUGGAUGUGCACUCUUGUGCUGUUGCUAAUAAAGGAAACCAGAAAGUGAAUUCUCAAAAAAUGUACAGUAAGACCCCGAUAAGACAGAAUGUUACAGCAUCCAAGCCAAAGCCUCAGAUGUUGCUGUCUGAAUCUUUACAGCAGAGGAUUAUCUCUGAACUGACUGGCUCAACCAGCUCACCUUUGGUCAGACUCUCAAAAACUGUUCAAACAGGCAGUUCCAUUCAAGUACUUCCUGAGAGUGCAACUGAAGUUACACGCCCCAUCUCUGCUCACACUCAGCCUCCUUCAUGUUCAGCUGAGUGUAUCUCUCAGAGCUGUCUGCCCAUCAGUGGAGACAUGCAGCAGUGGGUCCAUACAAAUGUUCCCAGUGUGGACUGUAUUUCAAAACACCUCGGCAUGCUGCUACUCACAAGCGCAGACAUUAUAUGA